CUCCAUUACGCCCAUCAUGGUUCAAGACACAAACCCGAAUGAGGAUGAAAGCCUCGCGCCGACCGUGCUCGAGGACGACCCGCGGGCUGACUACCGCCUCAAGAACCGUCUCAAGCAGCGCAAGUUCCGGGCGCGCUACCAGGCCGACCGUGCGCAGCUAGAGGCCGAGAUCGACGAGCUAUCGGCUGUGCUCGCGAUUCCGCCGGCGCUCGCGUGGUCGCACGUGGCCGCCGUCUUUGCCGCCGCCACCAAGGACGCGUCGCGAGAGAACUUGCGCCUCCGCGCGAUACACGCGCGUCGCGCCCGGCUCGCGCAAGCCAUCUCGCGCUGGGUGACCGCGUCCGCUAUCUCGGGUGUGCCCCGGACGUCGUCGAUUCCGCGCGUGACGCUGCUGGCAGAUGAGAAUGCGCGCAAGCUGGGCGUCGACUGGAUCACGACGCAGUGGUACCACAACACGGACCGCAUGCUCUCGCAUUAUGGCUUUCCGGGCGCGUCGUCCCGGCCCAUUGUGGACUUUAACGUCCAAGUCCUCCACGACGAUACGUUUAACCUCUACUGGCGCAUCCAGCGGGAGCUGCCACUGUCGCUUGAGGCGGCCGACGCUGCGCUCUCCGGUCGGAUCCGUUCGCUCUUUCGAGGCGAUAGCCUCCCCGACUUUUACUCGCUCGUCGAUCGCGAGCUCCUAGCACAAGUCGACCCAACGCUCUUGUACCGCUGCGGCGCCAAGGAAGACGACGGCGAGACAGACAUGUUUCUCAGCCGCGAGUUUCGAACCCUUGACCGCGUCGUCUUUGUCGGCGGCAGCGUCCAGGACGACGAUCGCAUCGACCACAACCACAUGUGGCACCACCGCACCUUCUGGUACGUUCUUGAUCGGACAUCGCCGACGACGUGCACGUUGCGCGUGCUCUUUUGGCACUCGAACCUCUUUACGAAGGACCGAGGGUACACCCUCGAAGACGAAGCGGCCGCGUGGGACCACGUUGUCGGCAGUAGCACCGAAGACGUCGAGUUUGAGAAGCUCCGGCGUCUCAUGUUUGCCCGGUGCCCCGACGCCAUUUACAGCCGAGACAAGUACCUCGCACUGGAGCCGUAAGGCUUGGUCCUUAAUGAAGCAUCUAUAUGU
This is a messenger RNA of Saprolegnia parasitica CBS 223.65, 1126 nucleotides long. RefSeq lists its product as hypothetical. NCBI's taxonomy places the organism in Eukaryota, Oomycota, Saprolegniomycetes, Saprolegniales, Saprolegniaceae. The coding region runs from base 17 to 1096 and encodes 359 amino acids. The record is from RefSeq and is a predicted model, not a curated record. The transcript is spliced from 4 exons.